GUCACGAUUAACGUAGUUUCCGGUCGCUUCUAUCUCUUUCCGGAAAGCGUGGAAAACGUGCUCCAGGUUUUAGGUUAAUACCAGAUACCAGAUAGUAAUAUUGCAACAUGCCACGCGAAAUUAAGGAGAUCAAGGAUUUUCUCCUCAAAGCCAGAAGGAAAGAUGCAAAGUCUGUAAAAAUUAAGAAGAAUGCGGACAAUGUAAAGUUCAAAGUUCGUUGCUCGAGAUUUUUAUACACUCUUGUGAUUACAGACAAAGAGAAAGCUGAGAAGCUCAAGCAAUCUCUUCCACCAGGUCUACAAGUCAAGGAAGUAAAGAGGAGCGAACGUGUAUAAAUUAUGACGAAAUAAAUUCUGAUUAAAUAAAUACAUUGUCUUACAUUUUCCUUCUUAUACUUGAAUGUUUAUUACAUAUAAGUGAUUUGUUCACAGUAAUAAAAUUAGUGAUUUCUUAUAAGGUCUAAUAACUUACGAAAUAUAUGUAUAUUCUCUAUA
Pseudomyrmex gracilis is the source of this 494-nucleotide messenger RNA. It is a transcript of the gene RpL38, whose product is annotated as 60S ribosomal protein L38. Gene Ontology annotation, molecular function: structural constituent of ribosome. The transcript has 5 exons. Gene Ontology annotation, cellular component: cytosolic large ribosomal subunit; ribosome. Gene Ontology annotation, biological process: translation; protein-RNA complex assembly. The record is from RefSeq and is a predicted model, not a curated record. The coding region runs from base 108 to 335 and encodes 75 amino acids. Lineage: Eukaryota; Metazoa; Arthropoda; Insecta; Hymenoptera; Formicidae.